This is a messenger RNA of Aedes aegypti (yellow fever mosquito), 4661 nucleotides long. RefSeq names its product probable basic-leucine zipper transcription factor J. Gene Ontology annotation, biological process: regulation of transcription by RNA polymerase II. Bases 1176 to 3803 code for a protein of 875 amino acids. NCBI's taxonomy places the organism in Eukaryota, Metazoa, Arthropoda, Insecta, Diptera, Culicidae. Gene Ontology annotation, cellular component: nucleus. Gene Ontology annotation, molecular function: RNA polymerase II cis-regulatory region sequence-specific DNA binding; DNA-binding transcription factor activity, RNA polymerase II-specific. The transcript has 4 exons. The record is from RefSeq and is a predicted model, not a curated record.
AAGGCUAGCGAAAGGUGACUUAGUUUCCUAGCGAAUGCCGAGCUGCCAAGUCGUGUCCGAUUCUAGAGAGCUCUCAGCGACGGUCUCGGUCUUCUCUUUCGCCGUCCUUGGCGUCGUCGCCAUCAUUAACGGUUAACAGUGUUUGAUCAAGUGCCUUUCCCGGUUUCAAAUACACUCACCUGAAGCACAUGGGGUAUUCAAAUUUUGGUGAAACCGAAAACAUCUAAAUGCUCACGUCAUCCAAAGAUCUCGCGCGAAGGUGACGGGGUUCUCAGGAAAACCCCAUUGAAUCAGUAAUAAUCGUGAGCUACGUGUGCAUUUUGGCGAGCGAAGUGAAGUUCGCAAAAAUAAGUUUCAAUGACAGAGAAUAGUGAAUUGUGGAAUGCAUUUCGAUUGAAUGCAUUUGUAACCAUCAUCAAUCGUGCAACUCAUCGAAGCCGAAGUGUUCCACCCCAAAAAAGUGCCUUGUGUUGCACCUCUCUCCGGUAGAUGCAAGAUUCAUGUAAUCAACGGCGACGCUGAAGAAAAGAAGAGGAAAAUAAUAAUUGCCACGUUAAAUAAUUUUUCCGAGCGCACUGACCGAGACGAAUAAGCUAGAAAAUAAAGUGUGCAGUUUUUCGUUAGUGUGGUGAAGAGUCCAAGUAAAAGUUUGUGCUUUUCGCGUUUUCGGCCAUUUCCCAGCGGCGAAACUUCGGGGAAUGUCCAAUUUUCGGUUGCCAGCUGGCGGCCACUAGUGUCGAUCCGGGCUGUUACGUUUUUUGGACUAGUGAAAAUGUGCCUUCGGAGCGUGUCCGAUCGAAACCAGCUGAUAUUGGCCAAUUGCUGUUGCAGUGUCGGCGGCGGUGCAGUCGAGUAAUAGUGUCUCUAAUUCGCCCAAUCACGGUCUCUCGCGGUAAUCAUCUGUGUGUGUCUCGGAGAAAUAUACCGCGAGGGAAAAUCCACCCAACUGUGCGUCCUAUCCUAAGCAUAAGUAAGCCCCGUCAAGGCCUGAUAGCAGAAACAGCAGCGAGCGCAAUCAUUAGAAAACUCCGCCAAGAAGAGGAAGUGCGGGCGGCCCACAACAAUCUGUUCAAACAUUUACACAACCAUCAACCGCGAGCGAGCAGGUCUCGAGUCGGAAGAAAACUCGAGAUUGAUAGGAGAAAACCCGGUCCCAACAUCAUCUCUACGCCAAGAUGGAUAGCGUUAUGAGCGAUCUGCUACUGAACCCGGAGGAGUGGCCCUCCAAUCCGGACGACUUCAUGGACCUGUUCCAGUUGGACACGAACUUGCUGUUCAACGAUGGUUCGGCCGGUUCGGUCGGCGGAACGGACGACAUCACGUCCAGUUUGAUCAACAAUCUGCAGAACGGGUUCAACUAUGGAGACCUGUGCGGACCGCUGAACGACGGCGGAAUGGCCGGCUCGAUCGAUCAACAGGCCAUGUCGCCGUCUUCGUCGCUCGGUUCGGACCAGGAAUUCCACGGGUUUCCCAACAGCAACAGCAGCGGCAGCAGCAGCAACGGUUUCGAGGAUGAGUUCAUCAGUGGCUCACCUCAUGCCAUGACCGGAAUUGCUAGACCGAGUGUCAAGAUGGAGGUGGACGAAGCCAUGAACGAGUUUAGCAUUUUCGAGCGGAAUGCCGAGCAACAGGCCCUCUCGUCGGCCGCAUCCGACAGUGGACUUUCGAGCGAUAAUUUGGACUUUGACCCAACCGUUGACUACGAAGCCCUCAGCCCGGCCAUUUCGUCCCCCGGACCAUCGAUCAGCGAACGCGGAGGAUUGAACUCUCCGCCUCGCUACGUCAAACAACCGAUUCAACAACCCAUCCAGAAGAAACAGAUCAUAGUCCAGCAACCGACCCCACAACAAACGCAAACCCUUGCCGUCCCGGUGACCGCCACGCCACCCUCAGCUGCUACAUCGACCCUCACCAAAAAUGGCAAAGUGUAUCAAACGGUCAAAACCGUUGUUACCAGCAGUGGUCAACAGAAUCGGAAGAAUCCCACGAAGGUUAUCGUCGAAAAGGUUACACCGGAAUACGAUACUGGAUCCGGAAUUAUACUGAGCAAAGAUCAACUGCAAACGACUCAGCUGGCCAACGGAAAGGAAGUCAAAAUCUACCGCGUUGCUUCGCUGAAGAACGGUCAAACGGUGAAUGUCGCUUCCGGUGCCAAUGCCAACAAGAAAGUCACCUUACAGCUUAAAAAUGGAUCUACCAAUGCAGUUACCACCAAAACAGGUGGAACCGUUUUUCUCAAUAACAAAAAUGUGGUUUUGACUUCCGCCCCUGGAAAUGGCCAAACGGGAGUCCGCAAAAUUAUUCGCGUCCAACAGCAGCAACAGCAAAACGGACGUUCGAUUUUGGUCCCGGUUUCGAUUCAGGAUUUGCGUACGAUAAAAAUUGUUAAUCCAGCUAAUCUUAAACCUAAAUCCGCCAACAUUAAACUGGCCGCGGCAAAUUUGCUACAGCAAUCGAAACAAGGAUUGAUCCAAAAGAACGUGGUCCUCUCCAAGGAGCAACUGAUGGUUGAUGAUAGCGAUGCAGCGCAAACUUCGGACAGCGAAAGUUUCGUUUUCGAAGAUAUCAUGCAGCAGAGCAGCUCGGUAAUUGAACAGGUUGAGCGCCAACAGAAGCAACAGCAGCAGCAACAACUAUCCAGCGAUUCGGAUGCCGACAUGGACCCGGAUGACGACUUGGAUGGCGACGAUGAUAGCAUAACCGGUGCAUCGAAACCGAACGCAUCCGGAGGAUAUCAGAAGCUGAUCUUGACUACGGAAGAGAAACGUUUGUUGGCCAAGGAAGGCAUCAGUCUACCGACGUGUUACCCACUGACGAAGCACGAGGAACGCGAGCUGAAGCGGAUUCGACGAAAGAUUCGCAACAAGAUUUCCGCGCAGGAUUCGCGCAAGCGGAAGAAGGAAUAUGUUGACGGAUUGGAGGAACGAGUCAAGCAAUGCACCGAGGAAAACCAGACGCUGCUGAAGCGUAUCAAGAUCCUUCAGAGUCAAAAUCAUGAUCUCAUGAGUCAAAUGAAAAAGAUUCAAUCGCUGCUAACGAAGGGGACGGGCAAAACUACCCAACCGGCAACGUGUCUGAUGGUGUUGCUGCUCAGCAUGGCCCUGGUGGCCGUUCCGAACCUCAAGCUAGGCGGUUCGCAUCAGCAGCAGAACAUCCAGGAUUCGAUCGAGAUGGCCGAGUUGCUGCAGGAAGCUGCCAGCGAGAAGACACAGAUCCCGGCCCAGGCGCAGAAUCGGCGCUCGCUUCUGUUCGAUACCAAGGAACAGCUCGGCGAUGCACUUGUCGAUGAGGAGAUGAAUUUCGAUGAGAUCAUGGCCUUCAACGUGAACUCCUUGAUUGCCAGCGAACACGAUUAUUCCUCCGAAGAGGAACCCAGGGCCAAGAGGUCAAAGACACAAUCCCUAGUGGAGUACGACGUCGAUGACGAAAUCUGGAAUGGAAGCAGCAAGAUGCGUAUCAAAACGGAAGUUAACGAGCCUGUCAACGGACUAUUCAACGAGAAGGCGAAACUAUUCCAGGAAGCAUUUGAGCAAAAGCUGAACGAACAGAGCUCGGGAUUCAACAUAAAAUCGGAACAAACGAGCGAAUUGAUCGUUGACCGUGAACUGUUGGAUGCAAUGUCUAAGCAAGGUUCUGCCGCGUUAUACGACAGUUUGAAUCUCGACAACCUAAAGAACGGUGCUGGUAUUGAACUGUUGGCCACUAACGGAGCAACGACAGGAACCGUUGAAGAGGUAGGUAGGAAACUGAAUGCUUCUCAGCAAAUUCAACAACAAAAUAAUAAGAGAAAACUCUUACUUUAAACUGGAAAACAGACGUUAGCAUUCUAUCUAUAUGUUAAUUCUUUUUCAUUGGGCUGUUAUUUCUAUGUGUACAUAAGUUCUACUACGUUAAGGAUCUACAAUAUAUAUUAUUGAAGACGUUUAGAGGGCUCUAGACUAUAUUUCUACACACAGUGUAAUCUAAUUGUGAGCUGGCAUUUGUGCUAUUGAUCGUUUAUUAGUGUAACGUCAAAUGAUACAUACAUUACAAUUUAGUAUUGAAACGUACUGGUAUAAGUUUUGAAUUUUUCCACCUGUUUUCGAAAUAGAGAAAAUAUAUGUUAUCUUUUCCUUGUUGUUAGUUCCAGACUUUAUAUAUUUUUCAUCAAAAUCAACUAUUGUGCAAUUCGAUUUUAUUUCCAUACUGUAACUAUUAAUUGUAGCUUCUAGCUAGAUCUAGUUGCUGGAAAAAUAUGAUAUCUUUAUUUGAAUAAAUUGUUUAAUAACACUAAUCUAAGACCUGCAGCAGAGUUCUGAAUGCAUGGAAAAUUUUCUUCACCCUAGACAGUUUGAGCAACUAAGUUAAAUUCAUAAGCAGCAUCUUUCUCAUAAAGACCAAAUAACAUCGAACUGGUGGAAAAGCAAAUUGAUUCCUAGCGCACGCAGAUUUCGUUUCCAAUCCCUUCGUAUGAGACAAAAAUAGACUUAACAAAUUACCACUCAUAAAACAAAUUUCCUAUAGAUAAACAAAUUGGAUAUUUUGCUACUUGCAAGGGGGUGAAGUUUCACCCCGCAACAAGUAUGCAGGGGAAAAAACAGUAAAUUUUAAAACCGAACAGAUGUAAUGUUAUCGUACACCACACACUACCAUUUAAUAUAUAUUGCUGUAUAUAAACAGUA